Molecule: messenger RNA, 534 nt
Organism: Pleurotus ostreatus (oyster mushroom)
Lineage: Eukaryota; Fungi; Basidiomycota; Agaricomycetes; Agaricales; Pleurotaceae
Exons: 4
Coding region: 1-534 (177 amino acids)
Source: RefSeq, a predicted model, not a curated record
AUGCAUAUCUCGUCGUGCUUGGCACCCCCUGCGUUCGCUAUGCACAUACGAUUCGCCCUGACUCUCGCGAUGAUACCAAUUCUGUCGGCGAUGCCUUCAAGGCACCCGUUUCUCGACACGACACCUACACCGACUGUUCCAAAAUUCUCCACGGUUCAUCCAGACAAUAACUAUUCAAAAUGUCUCGACGUGCGCGGAGGUGUGCAAGAGAACGGCACGCUUGUUCAGUUACACGAUUGCAACGGUAGCAAGGCGCAGAAAUGGGUGGUCAGCCCGGGCGGCACGAUGAUACGAUUGCGCGACACCGAUUUUUGCUUGGACGUAGGAGACGAGCUCUUUGAUGCUGAUGUACGCCUCCGGAUGUGUUCGGAAGGUCAAAUUAGUCAAGCUUGGUACUACAGCCCCAGCGAACAGCUCGUCAGCCUCAGUAAAGGUCGCUGUGUCGAGUAUUCAAACAGCUAUACCAGUGGCAGUCCAGUCCGAUUAAUGGACUGCUUAGAUGAUUACCUGUACCAAGUUUGGGUCGCAGCCUGA